AGAAACAAGUAUCUUAGUAUUCCUUGCGUCUACAAAUUGCGGUUUGCCGUAUUUGCCUUUACUGUCAUUGUUUUUACUUUUUACACUUUAAAGAUUAAAAUUGUACGGGUAGAAUUUAACGAGAAAAAUAAACGAUAGUUUAAAGCUAUCCUAUCAAUUCGUUAAAAAUAUAAAUUGAAAGAUGGCCGGUCUUGUUGUUCAAUCGCGCUUCGCGGGGCUUAUGGUGGAGGGCGAAGAUUAUUGCUCGGAUGAUCAGAAGAAGAAAAGCAAGAAUAACGUUGCUAAAAAAGCUGAGCCUGCAAAAAAAGCAAAACCUGUCCCAGCUAAGACUCAGGUUGCUAAGAAGAAGAAGCCAAAGCAGGCUGCUCCGUCAUCCGUUCAGUGGGAACAGUGGAAGGAGAAGGAUGAACAACUUGUGGAUGGAAAUUUUGAAGAUGAACUGCAACAGGCUAUUUUACUCUCAAAAUUAGACUAUGAAGAAAAGAAAGAUGUUUACCAGCAGAUAAAGAAAGAAACAGAAAACACAAAGAAGAAAGAAGAAGCAGCCCGCACAUCCUCAAAGAAGCAAAAAAAGAAGAAUGUCAUGAGCCUGGACCAGUUUAACGACAUGGUGGCUGGUGAUGAAUCUAAAACAAGUCAAGAAGACGAUAAAUCCAUAGAACCCAAAAAUGAAAAGCCUAAAGACGACACAGAGUUCUUUGAAAGAGUAAAAUCAGAGACAAAGAACGAAUUACUGAAAGACAAAAUCAUAGACAGGGUGAAGUCACAAACUCGUCACCACACCCCAGAUAUAACUAAGGCACAGUUUGUUGACGCUUUGGAAAAGAAAGAUAAUGAGAUACAGGCGCUAAAAGAGGAGGUCAUAAAUUUGAAAAAAGAAUUAUUAACAGUCAAGUCUAGAAAUAAGAAGUUAUGCAGUAUACUAGGACAGGGAGAAAUGAAAGACAAAGCGGAAGUAUUGGUAGAAGUGGAAAGGCUUCGGGCCGUCCAGGACGAGCUGACGGCGGAGAUCGAGUCCCUCCACGCCGACCUCGAGAAGGAGCGCUCCAAGAACGGGGACCCCCGGGCUAAAGAUAAGAAAAAUAAUGCAAAGAAGAAACACAUACGUUUUGACGUUUCAUCCGAAGCCUUAAUAUCAAAAGAGUCAAGUUCCGGGACUGCCUGAGAAGAGAUUAAUUUAUUUAUAAAUGAUAUGAAGAAACUAAAGUGAUAGUAAAAGAUAGAAAUAAAUACCUAAUUUACAGAAACGAUUUUUAUCAUUUUGAUUUGUUAAGGUAAAUGAUUGCAAUCUUUCGAAUUCAGUAUGCAAAUAUAUAUGAUACCUAAAUACUAUUACAAAGAAACCUAUUUAGUACCUAUGUUUCAUAUAUUGUUUUCGUAAAUAUUAUUCUUCUAGCAUAUAAGAGUUUAGUUUAUAUACAAUUAUGUUAGAAGUCCUAUCGCAACCUCGAAUUUUUUUAACAGAUCAUGAUUCAUUGUAGUUUUUUUUUUCUAUGUAUGUUCGUAAGUAUGCUUGAAAUGCACUGUUAAAAUAUUAUAUGUUCUACGUGUAACAUUUAAAAUACAUAUGCAUGAUACAUGAUUAUGAUUACAAAAUUAUAAUGGUUAUUUACGAUACAAGUGCGAAAAAGAGGAAAUUCGAAACGAG
Molecule: messenger RNA, 1648 nt
Organism: Cydia strobilella
Lineage: Eukaryota; Metazoa; Arthropoda; Insecta; Lepidoptera; Tortricidae
Product: G kinase-anchoring protein 1-like
Exons: 7
Coding region: 182-1165 (327 amino acids)
Biological process (GO): signal transduction
Cellular component (GO): Golgi apparatus
Source: RefSeq, a predicted model, not a curated record